AUGCCCGCGACGAAGACAUAUAUGAUCAGCGACGACCCGGACGUCGAGUAUAAGUGGUCGUGCAACCAGAUCCGCGGCAAGCUGCGCAAGUACAUCGAGAACGGCGGCGCGAAGACGACCGAGAUGCAGCGCGAGCUCGGCGUCAACUCCAACUCGUGGGGCCGCUUCAUGCGGUACACUGGCUCGAUGCAGGGCUGCGACGGUGGUGUGUACGAGGCUGCGACGCGUUUCUUCCUCGACAUGGAGCGCCGAGGUGAAAAGAUGCCCAAGGCUAAACCUGCUCCUGCUGCUGGCAAGGAAAACGCGCCUCCCGCGGGCUCGGCUGCCGCCGGCAUCGUCGCCGAGGCUGGCAAGCCCGCAAGCAAAGGCAAAGCCAAGGCGCCCAAACCUACCACUGCGACUGCGGACGUGACGGGCGUCAAGCUCAAUGGCGAGGACACCGACAGCGUGCCGGUGUACGACAGCUGCGACGUGGUCCGCCGCAAGAUCGAGGCACACCUGAAGCUGCCGGGCGUGACGCGCGCGGCAUUCCUGCGUGACCUCGGUGCACAGUUUUCGGAGAAAGUCAAUAUUCAGAGCAAGCAGCUGAACGACUUCCUCGCCAAGCGCGGGCCCGUGGCUGGUAAUACGUCGCGUGUCUACUACGCCGGGUACGUGUUCUUCGAGAAACGACGCGUCGCCCUCGACCAGCCCAAGAACGCCCACCGCCUCGGCAUGGAGAAGAGCCACCCCGGAGGCGCCGACACGAGCCGCAUGAGGACCCACAUCUUGUGCAGGGCGGACGAGAUCCUCGUCGAGGAUGAGUUCGGAAACCUGCACUAA
Molecule: messenger RNA, 822 nt
Organism: Trichosporon asahii var. asahii CBS 2479
Lineage: Eukaryota; Fungi; Basidiomycota; Tremellomycetes; Trichosporonales; Trichosporonaceae
Exons: 1
Coding region: 1-822 (273 amino acids)
Source: RefSeq, a predicted model, not a curated record